CUUGUGGACCCUGCAUCCUCGUUUAGUACACUCACAUCAACAGUUCCGCAGACGAUGCCCCUUUAAAAAAGGUUGAAUAAAUAGUGGAGCGCCAUCUCCUGGUGUGUUUUAUUACGUGUCUCUGGUUUCUUUCCUCUUUCUGUCUCUUGUUUUGAAUAACCGGUGCGUAUAGAGAAUGCGGCUGCUGAGCUCUGCAGCUUGGCGACAGCGCACCUUGUCAACAGUGAGAACCUGCGUAAAAUGUCCGUCAAACAAAGACGCGUCGACAUCUGAGUGUCAUUUAGCAGGACUAUCAUGACGAUUAAAGGGGCAGACAGCCCGAAAGCUCGCCAUGGCCCCGUGCGCGCUUUACCGCAGUGGAUGCGGAUGUAUUUCUAUGGAAUGCACGGCAUCACUUUGGACAUUCUGUCGUCGUCUGCGCGCAGGUUUCUAGACGGCAACGAUUUCACACUGCUGGGUUUCUCCUCGCCUUAUCUGUGCAUCGUUCACUCAAUUACGCAUCUGCUUUUGGAGAAGAUCUACCUGCAGAAGAGAUGCUUCCGAGGGCGACCCGUCAUCUUCCAUCUCGUCUUUUAUCCAUCCCUGUACAUUUGCUUGCAGAUUUUGAUUGGGAAUGUGGUGACCUGUACGGACAACCUGAGGGUGGUGUCCGUCACCCAGCUCGUUGUGCAUUACGUCCUUGCGUUAUACUUCACAAAUGUCUUUCAUAAAGGCUUCGUGCGACUGCAGUAUCACAAUCGGGUGUCAUUGCGCCCGCGCCCGAAUGGCUUAUCUGAUGUCGUGCGCUUCAUGUUCUUCGGCAUGCACGGAUUUCUGGACGAGGUUGUGUUCACCUCUGUGUUUAACCUGUUUGAGAAAGCAGACGGUGCCCUUAUGGGACAUACAUCCUUGUGGUCGUUUUUCAUGUAUGGAAGUUGCAGCUUUGUCGUGGAGAAGCUUUACAUGCACCUGCACUUCAGACGGGGUUGGGGAACCUGGCGCCGGCUGCCCAUCUACAUCUGCUUCAUUUACGCAUGGGAGUUCAGUUGGGGCCUCGCGCUCAGACAGUGCGGCGCGUGCUCGUGGGAUUACUCGCACUAUCCUCUUAAUUUCAUGGGUCUGGUGACUUUGCUGUAUCUACCUGGAUGGGUUUGUUUGAGUUUGUAUCAGGACGUCUUGUCAAACGUUCUGCUGAGGGUUGUGUGUAAUGAUAAGGAUGAGGAGGAGAUGAAGGAAUGUGGUGCCGAUGGGCAAAUGGUGACAAAAUGCAAACCUGAGGCAGACAGAAUGUGUUUAUCAUAAUAUAUAAAUUUCUUGAGCAAAACAAGCACUAUGUGUGGCAUCACUGAAGCAAUUUUUGCAGUCCAAAGAAUUUCAGAAAUGUUUAAAUAACAACAGGGCUUGUUGUCACACGAGUCACGACUGAUAAAUAUCUACAAAAUCAAGCAAAGAGGAAACAUUUGACAUUUGCAACAUUUGCCUUUGAACUUUAGACAUAAAUGUGUAGUGUUACAACAAGCCCCAUUCUCCCUUGCUUCAUUCAGCGGCCACAUAUUUUCGGGCUACAUGAUCAGAUUUUUAAAUCAUAUAUUAAAAUUUUAUCCCCAAACAUUUGGUGUGACAUACAGGGAUGCACAAGGACUUUAAACAGUGCCAUGUUACAUACGUUCUCAGAGAAAAUCAGAGUUCUCAGGAGAAUAUCAGUACCAGCGUAAAAACUCAUCAGAGAAACGUUUCAAGUUUACAAGUGUAGCUGCAUUAGCAAUCUUUAAUCUAAUGUGUGCAGUAUCAAGAGCUAUUCUGAAGACAGACUGAACUGUCAUUUGACAAAUGGCAGUAUUUUUAAAGCAAUUCACACAAAUGACUGCUGAGUAUAGAAAAUCUGGAUGAUUGUUGUAUUGCAUGCAUUGUAACUGCAUGACUCAGGAUUUUGCAUGUUGAAACUGCAGCACUCAGAUGUGGCCCAUCUGAAUGCUCAUCAUAAUCUGUAGCGACUGAGAGAUAAACUAUGAAAACUCUUCACGAAGCAAUUCUGAGAGUUUUAAACAUGAAAUGAGCGAGUGCCUUUAUAACACAUCAGGGCAGCUGGGCUUCUGUAAUCUGAAACUCUUUUUUUAUCUGUAUCUGUAUGGAAACAUGUUCAGGCAUAAUUUUUGAACAAAAGAAAGCUCAGUAUGCAGCAUUUUAUUAAUAUUCACAAAGAAGUCUUACUCUGGCAGCUAAAGUAAAUGACUUUAUUGGCGAGCGCUUAUAAACAACAAUAGAUUUUGUUCUGCUUAAAGGAAAACACCACAGUUUUUCAAUUAAUUAAAAUGUUCUUACCUCAACUUACACAAAUUAAUACAUACCUAUCUUUUUCAAUGUGUGGACUUUUAAUCUUUGUACAGCACCUCGUGAAUGUGUUAGCAUUUAGCCUAGCUCCAUUCUAUGGCUUCAAACAGGGAUGAAUUUAGAAGCCACCAAACACUUACAUGUUUUUCCUUUUUAAAGACUUUUACAUGAGUAGUUACACGAGUAAGUAUGGUGGCACAAAAAAAUUGUUUGGAGCCAUAGGAAUGAAUGGGGCUAGGCUAAAUGCUAACACAUUCAAGAAGCGCUGUACAAA
Paramisgurnus dabryanus is the source of this 2584-nucleotide messenger RNA. Lineage: Eukaryota; Metazoa; Chordata; Actinopteri; Cypriniformes; Cobitidae. The record is from RefSeq and is a predicted model, not a curated record.